GCGCGAUUGUACCGAACGAUUCAUUUUUCGUUGUAUGCCUGUCUGCUUACGGUUCUCUUAUUUGCGUCCAGUAUUCUUGUCAAAGGUGCUCCUGUAAAGUUACUCGUGUUUUGUUUGAAUCCAAACUUGUUCUAUUUUUUGAUAAUUUGUUUUGUGCAUGUUUGUAAAAGCCUGGAAUGUCUAAACAAAACGUCUGCUUCUAAAAGAUAUCGGCCUGGUUGCCUUUUUGGCAUUCUAAACCCUUGUUCGCGUUGAAACGGAUGUCCGCGCAAUGUAAUUGUAAGAUUAUUGAAGAAAUGGGAAUGAAAUGUUGAUUUGUGCGGGUAAUGAACGUUGGAUCGAACAUGUGUGAAUGACUAUAUUGAGUUGGAUUAUUAGUGAAUUGUGCGGAGGACAGAGAACAUAACUUUUCUGUUAGGACCGAGAAAAAAGGACAAUAAAGCGGCCUGUGCGAACGGCGUGGGUGUUGUUCAUUGUCGACUCGUGAUUUCCAGUACUUGAGGAGAACUUUUGUAUAUGCUGGUUAAAUAUACAAUUUUGUACUUUGGUAAAAAUGGAAGUACACAUCUCCCCGUUUCACGGCAUUAAUCCAAACCUUCCGCUGACAAUAACGCCAAUUAUGAAAUCUUCCAAUGAACAACGUUUUUCUGGACCAGAUUUAACGUUUCAUUGUAUGUGUUGUGGUGAUGUUUUCGACAAUCCUCAAAUGUUGUACCAACAUAUGAGCAAGUGCCACUCGAAUCUAAACGGACAUCAACAAUUGAAAAAUGAAGAAAUGGACGAAGACGAUGAAGAUUCUUUCGAGUAUUCCAGUAUCAUGGAGCCAAUUUGUGAAUUGGUGCAUUCUGACGAUGAUGAUGAUGAAGAUGAUCGUCUACGGUUAUAUGAGUUCCCAACGAAUUCGAAAAUGAAACAACAGCCCUUAAAUAACAAAAGUGAAAGAGGAGAACAGUCGUCACCCAGUCCCCAAAUGAUGGAACACGAUGAUGAAAAUUCUUCCGGAUCUAGCACCGGAAUUUUCCCACAGCACAUGCCGCGAGAAGCUUUGCACGGACUUUAUGCACGUCAGCUUCCAGAACAAUUGGGCAGGCAGGAUGAACGACGCAACCGCCGCGAAAAAGUCGACUCACGACAGCUCAUUAAUAACUGCUUCCAAUGCUCGCAGUGUGAGAAGUCUUUCCAGAAUGCGGGAGAUCUGGCAAAACACGUACGAUCACAUACUUUGAACAAACCGUAUCAAUGUUCCAUUUGUGAUAAAACAUUCACUCAUAUUGGUAGCUUGAAUACCCAUAUUCGUAUACAUAGUGGCGAAAAACCUUAUAAAUGUGAUAUUUGCUCGAAAGCUUUCACACAAUCUAGCAGUCUCAUGGUGCAUCUGAGGUCGCAUGCGGUAAAGAAACCACAUCAAUGCCAUUUAUGUGACAAAGGUUUUAUAAAUUCGAGCAGCUUAGUACUGCAUCUGAAAGCGCACGCCGAGGGAAACACUUUCGCUUGCACUGAAUGUGAUAAAGAAUUUAAGCACUCAAGCAUGCUUGCUGAACAUAUGCGUCUUCAUUCUUAUGAUCUUGUCUACCAAUGCUCCAUUUGCCGUAAAGCUUACAAACAUUCUAGUGAGCUAGUACAGCACAUGAAAUGCCAUACAGGGGAGAAACCCUUCCAAUGUUCCAUCUGCGAGAAAUCAUUCACGCAACCUGGCAGCUUAAACACGCAUAUGCGGAUACACACCGGAGAACGUCCAUUCCAUUGUAAAAUUUGUGAUAAAUCGUUUACGCAAGCGUCCAGCCUCACUGUUCAUAUGAAGAUACACAGCGGCGAAAAGCCAUAUUCAUGCCAUAUUUGCCGAAAAUCCUACAGCCAGCAGUCCUACUUGAACAAACACAUACAAUAUCAUAUUGAUAACGAUCGUAGCGAAGGUUUAGCUUGCCUUGUCUGUGGCGCGCUAUUCAGGAAUACAUUUGAAAUGCAUCAGCAUGCAGUGGAUAAGCAUGAGAAUGUACUGCGUGAUAUGCGGAAUCGUCAAAUGAAUUAGUUUUUAGCUAAGUGCAGAGUUUUAUGUAUGUUAGAGGAUUAUUGCCAUAUAUAAGAUACAUAUUUUAUAGUAUUUUUGAUUUACAAAAUGAAAGUACUUAUUUUACGCGUCUUCGUAUGAAAAACACGCUGUUAUAUACAUCAGGGACUUUUACCUUAAUACCAGAUAAUUUGAAAUACAACAAUAGCUAAAAAGUCAAUAAUAUUUAAAUAAGGUGGGUCCUGGUCGGACCAAGUUCUGUUUUGUCUCAAAAUGUAAUACUAAAGCCAACACCAAAGUGCAUGAUAUUAACAUGUUUCAGUUAAAAAGAUUCAAAGAUUUGUAUGAACCGCUUAAUGAUAUUCGAUUUAAGAAUAUAUUCUGAGAUAAUAUUCACAUCAGUGUAGUAGGAAAGACAACACGUUUAGAAAAGGCAUUUAUCCAAAUGAAAAAGUUCAGUAAUCAUAAGCCUUGAACGCAGCAGUUAUAAAAGAGAAAGUAUUGAACGUAUUAUAAGUAGAAGAGCUGAAAAUGACAAAUCUAGAGUUAGUUUAUGUAACAUAAACCGAACAAAUCAUACAUAUAUUUUCCUAAGAAGUAAGAAAAACAGUAGAAUGUCUUAUGAAGUGCAGUUCCAUCAAUGUUUUCUGUAAUAUUUUUUAUGUAAUUGUCUUCGACAUUAGUUAUUACAAUUCACGAACGCAAGUAUUCUUUCAUUGAAAGUGUUUAAGUUAAAGACGUAGUUAUUUUAAUACUCAAUAUUGGUCUCGAAAUAAAGCAUCAUUUUUAUUACCACA
This is a messenger RNA of Hermetia illucens (black soldier fly), 2805 nucleotides long. RefSeq names its product zinc finger protein 664. Gene Ontology annotation, biological process: regulation of transcription by RNA polymerase II. NCBI's taxonomy places the organism in Eukaryota, Metazoa, Arthropoda, Insecta, Diptera, Stratiomyidae. Gene Ontology annotation, molecular function: RNA polymerase II transcription regulatory region sequence-specific DNA binding; DNA-binding transcription factor activity, RNA polymerase II-specific. The record is from RefSeq and is a predicted model, not a curated record. Gene Ontology annotation, cellular component: nucleus. The transcript has 3 exons. Bases 554 to 2029 code for a protein of 491 amino acids.